UACAAUUAGUGUAUUAGUAAAUUUGAAACUUUAAAUGAAUCGAUAAUGGGGAAAUUAUAAGCAAUAAUGUAAUUAGAAAAAGGAAUCCAUCUAAACAUUAGUGAAAGUGGGUGUUUUCGUCAUUUGAUAUAAUAUAGAGCUUCCUGACUUUUUUCUGCUCCGAAGAUAGCUUUUUUUGUUUGUGUGUGCAAUGGCGUUGCUGCAAAGCUCUGGGAUGUUGACGAAAGAGCAAAUGGUUUAUCUAUUUGAUCGAUUCGAUUAUUUGACCUCGCAGUCUGAUGUGAAGAAAAGAAUCUCCGACGCCGUUGAGGAUAAACAGGAAGCUGUAGCCGUUACAACUGCAAUUCAAGAGGAAAUAUUUUUGGAGAUGGGAAUUGACCCUGGAUUUGGUAUUGGAUGCUUGGGGAAGUUGAAUUCGGCAUAUGAAAACGAUAAAGACUUGAUGAUUGGUUUCUACAAGUUCCUCUCUAAGGAGGAGAUGGCGUGUGAAGAAGCUGAGCUUGGACCAGAUGGAUUUGAACAGAAAAUGAAAGCACAACAACAAUUACAACAACAGCAACUGGAGAUGCUUAAGUAUAUGCGUAAAUUUUCUCUGGAUGACCAAUCUGCUAUCCUUAAAAAGCUUCAGAAACAACUAGAAGGUGCGGAUUUCGAGCCUGAGGCAUCGCUUUUGACAGGAGAGGAAAUGGAGGAAGCUGGAAGAAGAAGAGUUUCACCAGUUUUUGGAACCAGAUAGCUUCUCAUUUCUCACAGGCCACUUCAAUCUGUAAACUGAGUCUCUCUCUCUCUUUUCACCUACAUAUACUGAUCAACUCUUUAGAAGUAAAUGUAAACAGAUCAUUUCUUGACCUC
This is a messenger RNA of Eutrema salsugineum, 852 nucleotides long. RefSeq lists its product as uncharacterized. The transcript has 7 exons. Bases 191 to 736 code for a protein of 181 amino acids. The record is from RefSeq and is a predicted model, not a curated record. NCBI's taxonomy places the organism in Eukaryota, Viridiplantae, Streptophyta, Magnoliopsida, Brassicales, Brassicaceae.